UAUAGUAUACAUCUCUGUGUGAGCCGCCAUGGAGGCUAGGUCGGUGUCCCGACGUACGGAGUGGGUGGUAAGCGCACUCGCACACCACUACGGCUUCGACCAGGGCGCACCGAACGAGAUCGUCGUGCUCUCUCUCGGCGUCGACCAGUACAUCCAGGAGAUAUUCAACAACCUCGACUGCGCCGGCGCCGGCGUCGUCUCCGCCGACCAGUUCCGCGCGCUGUGCGACGUCCUCGCCGUCGGCUCGCCGCCGUCGCCCGACGACCUGCCGACGUCGCUCGAUUUCAAGCAGUUCCACGCGCGCCUCUGCGAACACGUGCUGGCGACGUUCGGCGUGCGCGACUUCCGGCCGUCGUCGGCGCGCGUCGCCGACGACGACGAGGAGUACGUGACGACGAGCAUCAAGCUGAACCAGGCGACGUCGCUGCGCGGCGGCGGCGGCGGCGAGCGCCCCCUGGCGGCGACCGCCUGCAUCACGUGCUCGAUGUGCGUGCGCGAGCUUGUCAACAGUCUACUGCUGAACAAGUGCAAGAUGUCGUUCGCGGGGGCGAUGCGACGCGGCGGCGGUGGCGCCGCCCUGACGGCCGAGCAGGGCGACUGCGCCGCGAAGAUCGAGCUCAUCUGGCGAGCGAUCGUCGACAGCUACGAGACGCUGCAGCAGCGGGUCGUCGCCCAGGAGGAGGAGGUCGAGGGACUGCGAGAACUCGUCGAGGACCUGCGCGCGGCGCUGCAGUCGGGCGACGCGCGCUGCCUCGCCUUCCAGGUGGAGCUGCGACGCACGCGACAGCUGCAGCGGCAGCGCCAGCGCGACCCCUGCCGGCGGUGCGUCUGCGACGGUGGCGCCCCCGCGCCGACGAUCCACCGCAGCGUGAAGACGAUCGAGAUUCGCAACGGACGCGUGCACAGCCCCGACGACGACGACCACCACCAGGUGGCGCCACCGCUUCGCGGCGACGACCAGCAGGCGGCGCCACCGACGCUGGCGGAGCGCUACCGGCACUACUCGCCGCGCUGCAUGGAGCGACUCGUCCGCGAGAUGGCGCGCGUGCGCGGCAACCGCGACGUGCAGCUCCAGGAGGCGCUGUACGUCACCGAGGAUCUCCAAUACGAGGCGCGCAAGCGGCGACGCGCCAUCGAGCGGCUGCAGCGCGAGGCCGACGAGCUGGUGGCGCUGCAGUCGCGCACGCGCGACGGACUGCGGGAGGCGCGCGUGUACGUCGGCGACGGGCUCGAACGCGUACUGGAGCUGGAGAGCGAGGCCCGCGAACUGCCGCUGCUGAGGGAGAAGGUGCGGCAGCUGACGAAGAAGGCGACGUCGCCGCAGGAGAGGAAUCAAUGCAGCAGCAGCAAUGGCCGCAGUUCACCCAUGGGUCAGUGUUGCUCCCCCAAGUGCCCGAGCCCGGACAUCCUGGACCACAGGGCCGUGGAAGGACAGUCCGGUUCAGAGGACGAUAUCAGUACAGGACGUGACGACGUCACCAUACCUGAUGACGUCAUCACUCCAGCCGAUAUCACCAAAAUUCAAGCGGAGGUCACUUCAUUGAAGCGACAGUUGGCAGACUGUCAUUUUAAAGCGGAAGAGGUGAAUGCGUCGAUGCGGGAGGAGCUAGCCAACAAGCAGUUCGAAUGUGAUGAGGUUCUGGUAGAGCUGCAGCAGUCGGAGAACGAGCGCGCCCGCCUGACUAUCAUCGAACAUGGACUCCGCGACGCACUUCAUCUGCUCAACGGUCUCAAGUCAAACCUGGUGUCUCGCCGCACGCUGGGUAAGAUGGUCAUGGACGCUCUCGAUCGCUCCGAGACGAUGACGAGCGCCGACGAAGCCGUGCAGGUGUUCGUCACGAGUCUGCAGACGAUCGCCGCAGGCUCGGCGCUGCUGCACUCGUCCGCCUCCGAGGAUUCGAGUCCCAACACGACGCCGAAGCGUCGCAUUCCCGUCAUACGCGAGGACAUCAUCAGUAGUUGAGCAGCGCGCGCGGGGGUGGAGAGUACGCCGGGGGCCCGGGUUCGAGUCUCGCUCGCGUGCGGGACUUGAACCAGAUUAACCGUGAUUUUCCGACCAGGAUGUCCGAUUAGGAUGUAAAAGAGAAUAAGAGUUAAUAAAUAUACAGCGGGGGACUAUGUUAGCAUGGGGUUGUUUUUGCUAUGCUCCAGGCGAAACCACGUUAGGGUAUAAGUUGUGCUGAUAAAUUAUUCAACGAACAUUAUUAAUAUAUAUAUAUGUGAUUUUUAAUUGAAUUGACCUAUAUGUGGGAUGGCGAAUAUGACCUGCAUGACGAAUAAGUAAAUGAACAGUUGCCAUGUACGGUUUCGUUAGGCAGUUUGCUGUACGUGCUGUGAAUCUCCAUACA
Messenger RNA from Priapulus caudatus, 2348 nucleotides. Its product is annotated as EF-hand and coiled-coil domain-containing protein 1-like. NCBI's taxonomy places the organism in Eukaryota, Metazoa, Priapulida, Priapulimorpha, Priapulimorphida, Priapulidae. The coding region runs from base 29 to 1963 and encodes 644 amino acids. The record is from RefSeq and is a predicted model, not a curated record. Gene Ontology annotation, molecular function: calcium ion binding. The transcript is spliced from 5 exons.